UCAUUUUGCUUUUUUGUUUUCUUCUUCAAAACAUGAGCACCACAUUCGAAUCACCUACAAAAUAUGAUAACAACAAUAUGCUUUCACCCAAUAACAAUAGCAACAGCAACAGCAAGAACACCACACCUAUCAAGAAUAUCAAGGAUAUCAAUCACGACGGAUUUAAAGACUUCAUGAAUGCUAUUCAAUCUCGUCAAUUGAACUGGUCAACACAGACUGCGCCAUCAAUUUAUCGACAUAGACAGAUAGAAGAUUUAGCACCAAUGGAAUGCCAAUUGCUGAGCGAAUUAAUGACGAAAUAUUCUGAGCAGCAAAUCCUCAUCGUGGAUGUGCGAUCCUUUGCUUACUAUUCAAAGAGCCGAAUUCAAUCAGCCAUUCACCUUUCCAUUCCUUCUGUCUUAUUGAAAAGAGCAUCUUAUACAUUAGAUAAAGUAUGUGAUUCUAUUUCAAUUCCAGAAGCAGCUGAACGUCUUAGACACUGGCAACAAGUGACACAUGUUGUCUUUUAUGACCAUUCAGCUUAUAAGCCCACUGACUCUGGCAAUUCAGCUACAGCUAUUCUGUUGGGAUCCAAGCUACGUAAAGAAGGCUAUAAAGGUCAAUUGAAUCAUUUGCAAGGUGGUUUCCAAAGCUUUAGUCAACGCUAUGCUGAUCAAUGCGAUUUUGAGUCCAUGGAAGAAUUGAGCACGUCUAUUAAGCGAGAAAACAGACCGACCAGCAUUGCAUUACCUACCUCAAAAGACCUGGAUCCAAAUCCCUUUUUCUCUAAUAUUCGACAGAACCUUGAACUUGCUCAUGGUCCUAUUCAAGAGCGUUUUGAUAUUCGAUUACCCUAUGGAUUCCAUCAUCAAGAUGGUAUUGUGUACUGCAGUCGAUCUCCUUCUUCUCAAACAAGCGGUGGCAGUGUUCAAGCCAAUACACACUAUCAUCCACGCUUUGGUCUUGCUGGAAGUUCGGUAGACCAUGAAGGAAAUUUUGAGUUACCUGUCUGGUUACAAAAAGUAAUGUAUGCAGCCCAUGGUCCUAAAUUAUUAGCAGAUAUGUACGAGCAAUUGGAACGUACCGAGCAAAAGCGACUUUCAACUAUCCUUCAGUACCAUUCAAAUAGAGAACAAGAACCCAAGUCUAAAUUCCCACUCUCCAUUACUUCGUCAAUAGAAAAAGGCACACUAAAUCGAUAUGAUAACAUUUGGCCUUACGAAUAUUCACGCGUUAAACUCAAUGAACAUGACUAUAUCAAUGCAAACUAUGUUCAGUUUGCCAAUAUUAAAAAGGAUAUUACACAAGGACCCAUGCUUCAAUCUUCUCAAGAAGCAUCACUCCAAGAAAAUGGACUCCUAAGUCAAGCCUCUGUACAGACUAUGAAUCCAUCUGAUCAAGUUGAUCUCGUAACCACACGUCCCUAUAUUUCCACGCAAGGCCCUUUACCCACUACUUUUCAUGACUUUUGGAAAAUGAUUUGGGAUCACCAGUCUUUUGUGAUUGUCAUGUUAACUCAGGAAAUAGAAAUGAAUAAGAUGAAAUGUCAUCGAUAUUGGCCAAGUCUUCACACCUCAGAAACCUAUGGUCUGUUCACUGUCUCACUUGUGUCUGAAUCAAAACAAGCUGUGAUAAAUAUGAAUGAUAAACGAGAACCUAUUCAUGGUGAUGAUGAUGAAUGGAUCAUGAUACGCACAUUGCGUUUAAGACACAAUCCCACAGGUCAAGAACGUACGUUGUCACAUUUACAAUAUACUGGCUGGACUGAUUUUGGUGUACCUGAUCACCCUAUUGGUAUUUUACAACUUGUGCAUGAAGCAGAUGAAGCGUAUACAAGACAUAAACAAACAGGUCCUAUGGUUGUCCAUUGCUCCGCAGGCUGUGGUCGAUCAGGCACAUUUUGUGUGAUUGAUACCAUGAUUCAGAGACUCUGGCACGAACGAGAUGUCUAUACAUGUUCUAAGCAAGACAAGAUAUGGGAAACCGUAGAUCGGUUUAGAGAACAACGCAUGAGCAUGGUGCAAACACACCGUCAAUUUGUAUUUUGCUAUGAAGCUAUUCUUUGGUGGUUAUUAGGUUAUGGUAAUUUACCUACCAGUCCUAAUGAUUCAGAUUUGAUGCUGAUGGUAAGAAAUUCAGCUAGUUAUUCUCCUGUACAUAACCAAGUUCUCUCACCACUGAAUAAUCAAUCUUAUUUCAAUAGUAAUAGUACCAAUGCAGAUAAGAGUCCUAAUUCAGUGGGAAGUGUUGUAGAUGAUUUUGAAAAAAUGUAAAUAAAAGAAAUGUAAAU
Gilbertella persicaria is the source of this 2269-nucleotide messenger RNA. Its product is annotated as protein-tyrosine phosphatase-like protein. The record is from RefSeq and is a predicted model, not a curated record. Gene Ontology annotation, molecular function: protein tyrosine phosphatase activity. Bases 33 to 2252 code for a protein of 739 amino acids. Lineage: Eukaryota; Fungi; Mucoromycota; Mucoromycetes; Mucorales; Choanephoraceae. Gene Ontology annotation, biological process: protein dephosphorylation. The transcript has 5 exons.